AUGAGGUCGAUUUUCGCCUUAUUGCUGGCCGCGGCGUCGGUAGCCUGGGCAGCAUACUGGAUGGAAGACAUCCACCGCCAGGGAAUCGCGCCGUUUAACCCAUCGCGUGACUACAAGAUCUUUAGAAACGUAAAGGAUUAUGGAGCCAAGGGAGAUGGAGUUACCGACGACACCGCUGCGAUCAACGCGGCGAUCAGCAGCGGCAAUCGUUGCGGGGGCCCGAGUUGCGCGGCCUCAACUACUACUCCAGCCAUUGUCUAUUUCCCCGCCGGAACCUAUAUCAUCUCGACGCCUAUUGUAGGCUACUACUACACUCAGUUCAUCGGUGAUCCAACCAGUCUACCCGCGAUCAAGGCGUCCUCGGACUUUCCCACGCAGGCCAUCGCCAUGCUGGACGCCGAUCCCUACAUGGAUAGCGGAAAACUCAACUUCCAAGCCACAAAUGUCUUCUUCCGGCAAAUUCGCAACCUCGUGUUUGACACUACCUCGGUCCGCGGAACCAUCACCGGACUUCACUGGCCAUCUUCUCAAGCUACCUUGGUCCAAAACUGUGUCUUCAAACUGUCUUCCCUCGAGGACGACACCCACAUUGGCAUCUUCAUGGAGGAAGGGAGCGGUGGCACCAUGACAGACCUGGUAUUCUACGGGGGCAAGUACGGCGCCCGCUUCGGGAACCAACAGUAUACGAUGCGUAACCUCACCUUUUACGGAUCCGACACUGCCAUCGAUCAAAUAUGGAACUGGGGGUGGACGUACAAGUCUAUCAAGAUCGUCGGCUCCCGUGUUGGGAUCAACAUGUCCUCCUCUGACGUUGGUUCUGUGAUCCUUCUCGACAGCUCGUUUGAAGACGUCGGCACUGCGAUGAUUUCGGGCCGGAACCCCGGGAACACGACUGGCCUGGGAUCUAUGGUACUCCAGAACGUCGAAUACAAGAAUGUACCGACCGUCCUGGCCGGGGCAAAUGGGGAACCGCUUCUCUUGGGCGAGCCAGCUGGAACGGUGUACGACCAGGGCUAUGCCAGAGGCAAUACAUAUGCUCCGAAAGGCCCUUUUCUGUUGGAGGGUCGGGAGUUUGCCUUUUCCCAGCCGUCGACCUUGAAACUUGGAGAUCGUUAUUAUGAGCGAUCGAAGCCCAAUUACGAGGAGUAUCCAGCUUCAAGCUUCCUUUCUGCUCGAGAUCAUCAUGCAGCAGGCGAUGGGUCCACUGACGACACUUCCGCUCUCAACGCACUCCUCCAGGCGGCGGCAGAUUCGUCUUCGAUUGUGUUUUUGGACGCCGGGUACUACCGGGUCACAGACACCAUCUUUGUCCCACCGAACACCCGUGUCAUCGGUGAAGGCUUGGCAAGCGUCAUUCUGGGUGCUGGCGAGAAGUUCUCUGACCCUAACGAUCCUCGGCCCGUCUUACAAGUUGGGAACCCCGGGGAUGUUGGCUCUGUCGAGAUGAGCGACCUCAUUGUCUCUACUCAGGGCCCGACUGCGGGAGCUAUCAUGAUUCAAUACAACCUCAACACACCGGCCGCGGAGACCACAUGCACCCCUGGGGAUACCCCGUCGGGUUUGUGGGACGUCCAUGUUCGUGUCGGCGGUUUCACCGGAUCACAGCUUCAAGUUGCCGAGUGUCCUACCACGCCGGACCAACCGAAUUACGUCAACCCCUCGUGCGUCGCCGGAUACAUGGGCAUGCACAUCACCCCCUCCGCGCGGAACCUGUACAUGGAGAACAAUUGGAUUUGGGUGGCUGACCACGAUAUCGAUGACUGGAACUCGACGCGGAUCAGCGUCUUUGUUGCCCGCGGACUGCUGGUCGAAGGCAACCGCGUCUGGAUUGUCGGAAGUUCGGUCGAGCACUACACGCUGUACCAGUACCAGCUUCUCAAUGCAUCCGACAUCUGGAUGGGCCAGAUUCAAACCGAAACACCGUACUACCAGCCCAACCCGCCGGCACCUUACCCCUUCGCCCAACCCAACCUCAAAAUCCACGACCCCGUUUUUACCAAUGAGUGCCAGACUGAACGCCCCGGCUCUCCAGUCUUGGCCGGCAAUCCGCCCUGUGCCAUGGCCUGGGGCUUGCGUAUCAUCAACUCGCAGAACGUCGUGGUUUUUGGUGCCGGGCUGUACAGCUUCUUCAACAAUUACAAUACAAGCUGUAGCACGGUCAAGUCCGGCGAGAAUUGCCAGGCGCGCAUCUUUUGGACCGGGGAAAGCCAAGCGGACGGCGCCUACGGCAGCGGGGUUGGAGGUGGCGGCGCAGAGGGCGAGGUGUUGUCGGUUGAGAUGUACAAUCUCAACACUAUUGGUACCGUCAGCAUGAUUACCAGUGAAGGGAUGGAUGUUGCGACGUGGGACCAGAACCGGGCGACGUUUGCGAGCACGCUGGCGGCGUUUCGGUCGGAUACCGGUAAGAAGGUGGUGGUUUGA
This is a messenger RNA of Dichotomopilus funicola, 2421 nucleotides long. Its product is annotated as pectate lyase superfamily protein-domain-containing protein. Lineage: Eukaryota; Fungi; Ascomycota; Sordariomycetes; Sordariales; Chaetomiaceae. Bases 1 to 2421 code for a protein of 806 amino acids. The transcript has 4 exons. Gene Ontology annotation, molecular function: polygalacturonase activity. The record is from RefSeq and is a predicted model, not a curated record.